Messenger RNA from Peromyscus maniculatus bairdii (prairie deer mouse), 248 nucleotides. RefSeq lists its product as uncharacterized. Gene Ontology annotation, cellular component: cornified envelope. The record is from RefSeq and is a predicted model, not a curated record. Lineage: Eukaryota; Metazoa; Chordata; Mammalia; Rodentia; Cricetidae.
AGACCUCAGCACGAUGUCUUACCAACAACAACAGUGCAAGCAGCCCUGCCAGCCUCCUCCUGUGUGCCCACCCCCUAAGUGCCCAGAGCCUUGUCCUCCUCCACAGUGCCCAGAGCCUUGUCCUCCCCCAAAGUGCCCAGAGCCCUGUCCCCCUCAGCCAUGCCAGCAGAAAUGUCCUCCUGUGCAACCCCCUCCAGCCUGCCAGCAGAAGUGCCCACCCAAGAGCAAGUGAGUGCUUCGGCUGUCAC